AACAUUUCCCUCAUUUUGCAUAAGGUGAAGGGUAAUUCCGUAUCAACAUGUGCUAAAUUCAGUGUCCAGAUCAUACUACCCACAGCGGAUACAGUUCAUCUUAGCGGAAUCUCCCCAUGGCAGCGCCUUUCUUUCCCCCCAAUCGCUCUAAACCGAGAAAUUCAGUACUAUAAAAUCCCCUUCAAUAAAACCCAAAUCAAACCAUCAAACCAAACCCAGAUCAAAUCUCUCUCUCUCUCUCUCUCCAUUAAACUCAGCAGCGAGUUCUUCAAUCCCAUCCCCUCAAACCCAAUAAAAAUUCUCUACCACAAUCAAGAAAUGAAAGCCUCAAUCAAGUUUCGCGAAGACCAAAAACCACUGGUCCGAGCCAAGAUCCCUCUCAACAUAGCAAACCUCCCGUUCCAAUCCUCCAUCAUCGCCGGUGACUCGAAAGAGCUCUCCCUGAACCUCUCCACGUUCUUCUCCUCAGGCCCGUCUCUCAAACUCGCUUACAAGCCCAACGACUCGCUCAACCCCUUCACCCUCGUGUUCCGAACCGGAAUCAGCCACUACGGUUCCCCUGUCAACAGCCCCAUGAGCAUGAGCGCCGAAUUCAACCUGAUAGGAACUCAAAACCCUAGGUUCUUCAUCCACUUUAAGCCCAAGUUGGGCGAUUUCUCUUUCAAGAAGUCUCAGUCUUCGGACUUUGUUAUUAAGGGUGUGACGCCCAAGUCGAAGUUGAACGGGGGUAAGUUGGACGACGACGUUCUGGUUGAAACGGCGGAGAAGGGGCUGUUUUACGGGAAGAGGAUUGGGGUUUUGCCGGAAUCCGGGGCAGCCGGUGGGGUGUUGAGUGGGGCGGCCGGUGGGGUGUUGAGUGGGGCGGAGGCAAUUGCGAGGACGGUUUUGCCGGUUAUGAAUAGGGCGGUGGUGAAUUUCCGGUGGGGGGUAAGGUUUCCGAAGGGGGAAAUGGCGGCGGCGGCGGCGGGGGGUGGGAUUUCGGUUCGGGAGUUGCCGGUUCUCGUGAUGAGCAAGAUCGGGAUUGAACACGUGGCGAAUAAUGGUGCAAAGGAAUCUGAUAAGGUUAUUUCGGGCUUAAAUUUUCAGGGGAGUGGUGGCGUUGGGGAGACCUAUUUGCUAGUUAAGCGUCAGUUGGAGCUAAUACAAGUUGAGAAUGAAAUGCUAAAAAAAGCUAUGGAUGAUCUGAAAUCAGAGUUUGCUGCGGGUAAAUGGACUGUACCAGCAGGUGGUUGUGGCAGCAGCGCUGACUUGGGCAAGUACAGGGAAGGGGACAGAGGAGCAAAGCCUUCUGGUGGGAGAGUUGAUCGGUGGAACAGCGGUGGUGAUAAGAGAUCAUCGGAAUACAGCGGCAAAGCAAGUGAGGCCGAUGUUAAUGUGGAGCUGAAGAAGGCGGUCAAAGAUGCUACCAGUGCCUGAAUAUGACAUCAUUGCCGGAGAAUCAAUUCUCUUGUUCAUUACGGUGCCGGAAUUCAACGACAUCCCCAGGGAUGCUAUUUUCUUGUCCAAUAUAGUGCUGGAGUUUGACGACCAUGCCGGAGAUGGAAUUCUCUUGUUCAAUAGCAAUAUUGGUUUGUGGGUUUUUAGGUCUAAUGCCUCAGUUUUGUUCUGGGUUCUGGUUAAGUUUAUUAUGUAGAAAAUGUGGUCUUGUGAAAUUUACAGGAGUAAUGUAUAUAGGCAAAGUUUGGGAUAUGGGGAUGUUUUUGCUAUUUGAACUUUGGUUAUUUACAGGAGCUCAAUUACUUGUUCU
Molecule: messenger RNA, 1747 nt
Organism: Rhododendron vialii
Lineage: Eukaryota; Viridiplantae; Streptophyta; Magnoliopsida; Ericales; Ericaceae
Exons: 2
Coding region: 319-1416 (365 amino acids)
Source: RefSeq, a predicted model, not a curated record